Molecule: messenger RNA, 753 nt
Organism: Triticum urartu
Lineage: Eukaryota; Viridiplantae; Streptophyta; Magnoliopsida; Poales; Poaceae
Source: RefSeq, a predicted model, not a curated record
CCCGUUGGACCUAUUCGUCGCCCCGCGCCACCAAAUCGUCGAGGGGAUAAGGACGAUUCCCCUCGACCUCGUCGACAACCCCAAGAUCUUUUCCCUCUCUCGAUCCAGUAGCCACCCGUUGCACCCGUCGCCAUGGAUCCCUCUGUCCCCGCGCUCAGCGUCGCCUCUGCCGCCUAGGAGCAUGUCCGUCUACUUCGCCGUCGUCCGCCUUGUCGUCUUCAACCACCACUCCGAGCUCUACUCCUCCACAACGAACGGAUCGAGCAAUCUCCCUUCUUUCCAUCGACAUCGCCAUCGCCCGGAACCGCCACUGUCGAGCCCUCCCCGAGCUCGCUUUGCACAUCUACAGGGCUUUGACUCCGAGACUGCUGCUGAUGUCCGUGUGUUCGACUACAUCGAAGAUGACCCCUCCUUCCUUCCAGAGCAACCAGGCGAUGGAGUCCAGGAGCCAGAUGCCACCAUCGAGGACGACUCCUACUACACUGGAGGUGCCUACUACUACGUGCAGGCCGCUGACGACGACCAAGAGUAGUUUAGGAGGAUCCCAGGCAGGAGGCAUGCGCCUGUUUCGAUAUGUAUCCCAGUUUGUGCUAGCCUUCUUAAGGCAAUCUUGUUUAACUUAUGUCUGUACUCAAAUAUUGUUGCUUCGCUGACUCGUGUAUGAUCGAGCUCUUGUAUUCGAGCCCUCGAGGCCCCUGACUUGUAAUAUGAUGCUUGUAUGACUUAUUUUAUUUGUAGAGUUGUGUUGUGAUA